Messenger RNA from Paraphaeosphaeria sporulosa, 1181 nucleotides. RefSeq lists its product as uncharacterized. Lineage: Eukaryota; Fungi; Ascomycota; Dothideomycetes; Pleosporales; Didymosphaeriaceae. The transcript has 2 exons. The coding region runs from base 200 to 916 and encodes 238 amino acids. The record is from RefSeq and is a predicted model, not a curated record.
UCUUACGCUUCGUUGCUUUGAAUACACUAUACUCGUACUUUGUCUUUGCUCACGUCAACUACUAUUCCUGUGGCAUCUCACUCUUACUGGACGACCUAAGCCUCAUCACCCUAAAGGAGAUACCGAGGAAUUCUACGACUUCAAGAGCUUCCGCAGCCACCUUCGUCUCCGAAACGACAGCGCACUCCUCCCCGUUACGAUGUUGUUCCCAACCUUUUCCACCGCUGUCAUGGCUUUCGCUGCCUUCACAUCCACAGUCGAUGCAUUGCCCCCGCGACCAGGGACCACCACCCUCAGCAAUCUCGCGAAGAAGAUGCCUACCAACACUCUUCCAGCACCCACAGGACUAGAACUCAAAUACGUUCUGCUCGGCGUCGGCACGCAGAACUAUACCUGCUUGACCAACAACGCCACAGCUGCGCCUGACACAACCGGAGCAACUGCAAAGCUCUACGAUCUCGGGACCAGACUAAACAGCGACCCCCUCGCGCAGUGGAAGAUCCCCGCGAUCUCAGGCCUCGCCCUCUCCCUCUCCGCGUUUGGCACCUGGCAGCUUGACAUGUACCUCAUGGCCGAAGGCUACAACCAAUGGCUGGGCAACCACUUUUUCACGCUGAAGGUCCCGACGUUCUCCCUCUACAAGACCAAGAGCACGCCACACCCCCUGGCCAUGGUGUCGAAGCAGGCUGACCAGGACGCGCCGAAGACCGCUUGCCAGGGAACCAAAGGCGAGGGCGCUGUCAAGUGGCUCUACCUCGUCGAUCAGUCGGUGCCAGAACUGUCGCAGGGAGGCGUCAACACGGUGUACCGGCUCGAGACUGCGGGCGGCAACAAGCCGGCGACGUGCCAGGGCCAGAAGCAAUACUUCGAAGUUCCCUACGCGGCACAAUACUGGGUGUACGGCCCGAAGGCAUAAGCGCUGGAUGUCUGUUGGUAUCGUCGUCCACGUCCGCCAUUCAUAACGACUUACGCGAUCCAACUGCACACGCUCGCUCACUUACUCACGACCGCUCCGCUUUCGCGGCUUGCUCGUCCGGUUCCGCUCCGCUGUUUCUGCAUUACGAUACCCUGUAUAUAUUCCUUUCUUACUCUCGCUCGAGAUGCGCCUUGAUUUCUUGCCAAGCAUAGCCGGCUCCACGUCCGUACAAACGCGGCGUUCUGGGCCUUGUUGGGUGGCUGUC